AAGGAGGAGGAGGAGGAGUGGUCUGCAGAGCGGAUAAAUCGUUCACAUCGCCAGGAGAACAUGAUAAUUCGCACAGUCUGAAAAUGAAGCGGUUCAUUCUGCUCUAUAUUUGGCUCGCUGUGGAUUUUCAAUCGAUUCUUUGCGUUUUACUGAAAAACGCACCAAUUCUUGGAUUUAAAAAUACACCCAGACUUCUGAGAGAAGAUUUGGCCAAUGGUGUAUUUGAAUACAAAGUAAACCAAAACCACAGUGUGCUGUUUUAUAACAAGGACUUUGAGGAGAUGUAUGUUGGGGGAAGUGACUUUGUGUUAAGAUUUGAUGUGAAUGAUCAUCAUGUUAUAGAGGAAUUUAACCUGGCAACAACUGAACAAACGUAUUGUCAAGACCACUGUGAAAAUGUCAUCACAGUCAUCGAGAAGUUUCAGGACAGUCUGUUUGUCUGUGGCACAAAUGGACACAGACCGCAGUGCUGGAAACUGUUUUCUUCAGUAAAUAACCAGUCAUAUGAAAUAGUGGAGAGCUACGAGGGGACGGGCAUCUCGCCGUACAUAUACACACAGAAUUCGCUGUCUCUCACAGUAGAGGAGGACCUUUAUGCAGUAGCACCUCUGGAGAGCGAUGGAACUUCUUUACAGUUCAGAAGGUCGGCUGGGAGGAGAACAAAUGUUUGGAUGUAUGACAAGUGGGUCUCAGAACCCACAUUCAUCUCUGCAUCUUGGGUGAAGAGGGAGGAUGAUGCCGAUAAUGAGAAAAUUUAUAUAUUUUUCCGCGAAAAGAACUCGGACCACAACCCAGAGGCGGACCCCUGGAUCUCAAGAGUGGCAAGAAUUUGUAAGGUGGAUGAAGGUGGAUCCAAACGAUUCUUUCAAAAUAUGUGGACGUCUUUUGUCAAGGCACGGCUUGUCUGUGGUUUUCCAGAGGAGUCUCUUUAUUUUAAUCGUCUCCAGGAUAUCUAUGUGAUGGAUGCUGAGGACUGGCGUAAUACGAGAGUCUACGCUCUUUUCACAAGCAGCUGGAACUCCACAGCAGUUUGCAUCUACACUGUGGGAAUGAUUGAAGAAAUAUUUGAGAAUUCCACGUUUAAGGGCUAUGACAAAGAGAUUCCCAAACCACGUCCAGGAACAUGUGUAAAGAACAGCAAGAGCCUGCCACUGGCCACGAUCAAUAUGGUGAAGGAUUACUCUGAAAUGACCGACUGGGUGCAUUCUGUGCAUUAUAAAGCUCCAUUUUAUUUAAGCAGCAACAACUAUACAAAGAUAGCCGUGGACCGUGUCCAAGCGGCGAACAACCAGAUGUAUAAUGUUCUGUUUCUGGCCACCGAUUCUGGGAGGAUCCAUAAAGUCUUAGAGGCUGGCUCUGAACCUUUCAUCAUCUCUGAAACACAACUCUCCAACCGCUCAGCCAUACAAUCAAUGAAACUUGACGCCAACAAGAAAAAGUUAGUUGUGGGGUUUCCCGAAAAAAUUUCUGCCGUGGACCUCCAGAAAUGUGAACAGUACAACAAAUCCUGUGCCGAGUGUGUUUUGGCUCGAGACCCAUACUGUGCCUGGACCACGUCAGGAUGUUCUCCAACUGUUCCUGGGGGAAUUCAGAAUUUAAUGACUGGAGAAUCAAGUGUGUGUCCUACACCAGAACAAGAGCAAAAGCAAGUAAACCGAAGCAAACGGGAAACAGCUUCUCCAUCUCCAUCAAGUUCAGUGACAGUUCAUUCAGUCCCAUUGGGUGUCCCAUUCUACCUGUCAUGUCCCAUUGACUCUUACCAUGCAGACUACACCUGGGAGCAUGGAGGCCAGAGCAGCCCCUGUCUGCAAAUGCAGUCAAACUGCCUCCACCUCAUUCCUGCCAUGGCACAAGAGAACUACGGCAGCUACAGUUGUGUUUCCAAGGAAAAAGACUACAUCAAAGUGGUGCAAAGAUAUCACCUUGCAGCACAAGUAAUACAAGAGACAAAACAAAGACAAGAUGUAGUAAGCACAUAUGUUCCAGAGAGAAGUGAUGUGCAGGUUAUUGUGCCACAGGUAUUAUGGACCACUCUGGGACUGACCAUAGCAGUACUCUCCUAACAGUCUUAAAAAAUGACUAUGCAAACUUCACAUUCUUUUCUUUAUGUUGCUCAGAACAGAAAGAAGUAUGUAACAUUAGCAUUUUCAGUCCUUUGUCCUUGCUGCUGCUGAGUCCAGGAUGCAGGCCUUACCCAGGGAAAUCCCCCGGAACAAAAAAAUCAAAUGUGCACCAAGAACAAUUGACAAUUCCAGCAUGAACUGAAAGCAUGGUGGGAGUGAAAGUGGGCACAUAGUGGUAUUUGGCAGAAAACAUAGCUUUUCAGGAAAUGCUGCAGCCAAGUGUAGUUUCAGAAAAGAGCCAGAACAGGAAGACAUUUGAGUGAUGGAGAAGGAGAAGCAGUCAGCAGCAGGACAAAACCUGACGAACACCAAAAAGCCCAUUGGUGCCUAAUGUGUGUUUACACAAGCUAUUCAGGCAGUGAUCUUCACUCUGCAUGAAGAACUUAAGCAUUUUAUUGGGUGAAAACCUGUCUUUCUUAAAUCUAAUCAAGGUAGAAGAGGUGGAAGAAUGAAUCUGAAGACAGAUCUUUCAGGUGUUGUUGCAGAGUUUCCAGAGAGACUGGUGUACGGUGCACAAUAAGUGGAGGUGGGUUUGUUUUAGAAUGUGGCACUAAAGUAUGCGCAUGUUAAACUCUUCAGUUAAAUUAGACUUCCCUGCACUGAUGACAGAUUAUUUGUUGCAGAGUGCUUAGGAAAUGGUCAAGGCACACAACGACUCCACUGGUUCUUUUGUUCAGUUCAACCCUCACUAUCAUAAUCAGAGACGCGGUGGUCAGAGAGGCUUUUGGGAAAUGUGCAAUUAAAAUGUAAUGCUGACCAAAUCUGUUAGCUAUCUGCAAAAUACAUAAACCCUUACUUCAAUCCCAUUAUUCCACAAAAAUGUAUUUUAUUCCACUCUAAGAGAUGUCAGCAAUAGACCAACUACUUUAUGUAGUAGUUUCACUGAUGUACAUAGAUCAGCUUUGUUUAUUUACAUAGAUAAUGAAGUUUUGUAUGAAAGUUUUUAUCUAUUAAUUGAAUGUUUAUUAAAGCAAUGCUAUGUAACUUUUGACAAUUACAGGAUGAUUUUAAAUUUUAACCCAUUCGUGCAGAAAAGGUUAAUCAGUCAUAAAGUCACUGAUUUGAUUAAUUAAUGCCUAUUAUACAGUAAAUUUAACAUUUGCUAAAAUUUAGUAACCAAAUGCUACUGGUCAAACUGAAUAGGGGAUGUUUACGGCUUAUCAGACUCUUUAGAACAGAGAAAAGUAUCUUCUUUGAAAAGUUAUAUACCUUUGUUUUAUUUUAAACAACACAUUUUUUACAAUGUUAAAGUACAGAGCUAAAUAUAUUUAUUAUUUAAAUAUCAUUUUGGUACAUUUUUUGUUUGUUUCUGUAAUCUAAUGUUGAAAUAAUAUUUUUAUAACUGUAAAUGUAGGAUUAAUAUGAAGAUUAAACAUGAUCCAAAAAAAAAAGUUCCUCUGUUCAAAAUGAAACCUUUCCAAACCUCUCCCUCAUUUCCUCUGGAGUUUCAAACUGAGCUUUUAAAGUAAGGUAUUCUUUCAACUCGAGGCUGGUUUGUUUGUGUCUCAGUAGUAGGUCAUUCCUUUAUCAAAUACACAGUGAGCUGUGUGAGUCCAGCUCAGAGCACAGACAGAGGCUUUAAGGAUCUUUUAUUUAAUCUGUCUUACUCCUGAUCCUAAAGUCUCACAACUAAUGAUGAUGAUCACCACCACAGGCUAAGUACAUCUUAUUUACUCAAGGAAAUGAAGGCACGUCACGUCCACGCUGCAUCUCGUCCUCCUCUGUACUUGGAUCAGGCUGCAAACUGUCCACUGCCUGUUUGAUAAAGGUGUGCCAGACCACUGAGAAGAAUAUCUUGGCCUGAAAUGUAUGAAAAAGGACAUUUCUAAAGGGUGUGAAUGUGUCUUCCUGCUGGUUCAGUAAUGUCACUACACUGAGUACAUCUUGUUUACGCAAGGAAAUGAAGGCACAGCACAUUUAUACUUUAUCACCUUUUGCCAUCAGUGCAACUCCAUUUGGGAUCCUUUGAAGAUUCUCUUUGAGAUUAACUUGUCCCAAAGUUCCAUUAAAAUUCCUGUGAAUGCCUGUGGUUUAACCCUGAACCACAGCUGGACACUGAGAUGUUUCAUACAGUAUGUUAAAAACUGCUAAACUGAUCCAACCCAAUGAGUGUGUGUGUUAAUGAAGUGAGAACAUCGUAAACAACAAAAAUAUAAUGGAUCACAAUACUGAGACCGUUGGGUGGAGGGUUGGGUGGGUUGUGUGGAUUGCCAAGCAUCCACAGUGGCUGGAAAGCUAUUGCAUAACAGUGACUUAACAUGAUAUUAUUGGGUGUAUGAAGUGACAUACUCUUUCCAUCCACAGACCCCACCUAACACCUCAUUGUUUUCUCUGUUUUCUUCUAUAGCUGCAACAGAGACUCUAGAUCAGUGAGAGCAAAGUGGCUCUGUAUGCCAUGUUUGUUUUUCCCUGCUGCGUAGAGCACAUUUCAGUUACCAGGUAACGCACCGCCUUGUUACCUGCUGUUGGUUCACUUUAAUGAAGCUCACGGAGGCUCUGGUUUAAGCCGGAACUGGCACAACACUUGACCUAGAAGCCCUGUUCCUGCUGGGAUGGUGUCAGACCGGUUACUGUAAACUGUUGAGAAGCUUAUAGUUAAAGUAGUCUGGGUUAUUUUAUACUUAUGAGGUCCGAAACUUCUCUGUGUUUGCUUCAAGAUUGAAUUAUACCAAGACUGUUACAACCACCUUGAUGUGAUGAGAUUGCAGGUAUUUACUGUAGAUCUACGUUUAUAUCAGUUUCUUCUUGUCCUUACUGCAGCUGGACUAAAUCUGAGCGGCGCCACAGUGCAGUUCUUCAGUGAGAUAUGGUGGCCAUGAGCUACUCCUCUGAUAAAGCUCUGAGCUCAAAUAAGCCUUGAUCCCCUGAGGACGUGGAUCAUAUUUUUCCUGUUGUGCUUUUUACAGGAAAGCCUAACUAGGUUGGAGCCAAAACAAAGGAAACAGUGAAAAAAACAUGCUAAAUUAAUGUUUUGAUUUGUUUUUUCAAAUGAAAGUCAUGGUUCAUGGGUGGGACCACACCCUGAGAAUUCACAACAGCUAGUUCUAAUAAUAAAACAUGGGUAUAAUUUGCAGUGUACACUGUAAAAACUGUACAAUAAAUAAAUAAAAGCAA
Messenger RNA from Sphaeramia orbicularis (orbiculate cardinalfish), 5237 nucleotides. It is a transcript of the gene sema7a, whose product is annotated as semaphorin 7A (JohnMiltonHagen blood group). Gene Ontology annotation, biological process: axon guidance; negative chemotaxis; semaphorin-plexin signaling pathway. The transcript has 14 exons. The record is from RefSeq and is a predicted model, not a curated record. Bases 84 to 2063 code for a protein of 659 amino acids. Gene Ontology annotation, cellular component: external side of plasma membrane; plasma membrane. Gene Ontology annotation, molecular function: chemorepellent activity; semaphorin receptor binding; integrin binding. NCBI's taxonomy places the organism in Eukaryota, Metazoa, Chordata, Actinopteri, Kurtiformes, Apogonidae.